CUCUCAAGUCUUUCCUUCUUCAACUUCUUCUUCUACUUACUCUCUCUCUCUACUCUACUGGAUCCACACUGUUCGAACCUCGCCGUGGCCACAAUGGAGCCGAGCGUCGACGAUCUCGCCGACGACUUGGACAGCCUGAGCUUCAACUCAACGACGACGGCUACCACCGCCGUCACAACGAAGCGGAGCACGAGCUCCGGCUCCGAAACGACUACUCGGACGACGUCUUCGAGCUUCUUAUCGUCUUCGAUUAAGCCGCACGCGCCGUCAUCCGAUCCUCGGUGGGAGGCGAUCCAGCGCAUGAGGAGAAAAUCCGGCGACGUAGUCGGCGUCGUUGGCGGAGGCGAAGAUCUCGGACUCGGUGAUCUCCGAUUCGUGCACAGGCUGGGGAGCGGCGACAUCGGGAGCGUGUACCUGGUGGAGCUUAAAGGCGGGAACGGUUCCAUGUUCGCAGCCAAGGUAAUGGACAAAAAGGAGCUUGCGAGCCGUAACAAGGAGAGCCGCGCGAGGGUAGAAAGGGAAAUACUGGAAAUGUUGGACCAUCCUUUUCUCCCGACGCUCUACGCCACGCUCGACUCCGUCCGGUGGUCUUGCCUUCUCACGGAGUUUUGUCCCGGCGGCGACCUCCACGUCCUCCGCCAGCGUCAACCGGAGAAACGCUUCAGCGAAGCCGCCGUCCGGUUUUACGCUUCCGAAGUGGUGGUUGCACUGGAAUAUCUCCACAUCAUGGGAAUAAUAUACCGAGAUCUCAAACCCGAAAACGUGCUAGUACGAUCCGACGGUCACAUCAUGCUCACUGAUUUCGAUCUCUCCUUAAAAAACGAUAACUCCACGUCAACUCCCCAGCUCGUCACCGACCACCACCGCGACCCUCCUCCGGUCACCCUCCAAUCCUCCGGAGAUUACGCCAUGGACCAACCACCAUUCGCGACGUCAUCUUGCAUUCUCCCCAGCUGCAUCGUCCCCGCUGUUUCGUGCUUCCGGCCGAAACGCAGGCGGAAAAAGAAACUGGGCAAUGGCGGGCCGCCGGAGAUCAUGGCCGAGCCGAUGGACGUCCGGUCGAUGUCGUUCGUCGGGACCCACGAGUACCUGGCGCCGGAGAUAGUGUCCGGCGAAGGACACGGCAGCGCCGUCGACUGGUGGACACUUGGGAUCUUUAUCUUCGAGCUGUUUUAUGGGGUGACGCCGUUUAAGGGUUUCGACCAUGAGUUAACCUUGGCUAACAUCGUGGCUCGAGCCUUGGAGUUCCCUAAGGAGCCGACAAUACCAGGCCCAGCGAAGGACUUGAUUACGCAGCUCUUGGUGAAAGAGCCUACGAGGAGAAUGGGGUCUACCAUGGGGGCUACGGCUAUUAAGCACCACCCCUUCUUUCAUGGGGUCAAUUGGGCUUUGUUGAGAUGUACGUCACCUCCUUACGUCCCUCGCCCUGUUAAGUACUCGGAUUUUGUCCCUGUCGACGAACCCACAGAUAAAGAUAAUUCUGUAGAGUAUUACUAGUCAACGUUUGACAAAGAUGAUGAGGAGGAGGAGAAGAAGGUUCACUAAUACAAUUAGUUUGUGAUUAUGUAUGUAUAUUCUCUUACACACCACCACCGCCACAAUUGAUAUGAUGAGACAAAUUAAACCAACCAUGUUUAUUCUAAUAAACAAAUUAACAACGUUGCUAAUCUUUACUAAAAUGAUAGUUUACAAUUAGCAAUGUUGCUGAUUUGUUUAGAUUAUUUGAGUCCGGGAUUUCCUUUCGAUCUCGCAACUUGAGAAGAGCACCGUUUUUGAAGAGAGAGAGCAUUGGGUUUCCAAGUUAGAGAAGGGGAAAUAAUAUUGGUUCGAGUGUUCGGCACUCUUUGAUUAAAUUUUAUUGAUGUGGAACACAAUUAUUGGGAGGAGCGAGGAGCAUGGAGGAGAAAAGAUAUCAUAUUAGUCUUGUCUUAUUAUUGAAAUUAUUGAUUUGUAUAGUUUAUUAUUAUUUGUUAACUGGGAAAAUAUGAGAGGAGAAGAAAGAAGGGUUAGUUAAACUUAUGAGUAGUUUGGGUAUGGCUAGCUAACAACUGUAGUAGCGUGGUCCGAAGCCGGCAAUCCACAUGGAAAGGAAAAGGGCGUGGCCUCGGUUGUUGACCCAAAUUAUCAGGCUGGAAUUGAGAUUAGUUGUUGAAUCUUCUAAAUCUAGAUUCAUGCCCCCACUCACAUGCAAUUGUUUUUGCUUGAGAGACUACGUACGCCGAGAUAAAACGAGCUAAACAGAAUAAAAUUCUUUUGUCUCAAUCUUUUUUGUGGACUUGUACCUAUCACUUGUAGCUACAAUGUACUAAAGUGUUCUCUUUUGUGUUUGGCAUUUUCU
Humulus lupulus (European hop) is the source of this 2338-nucleotide messenger RNA. Its product is annotated as serine/threonine-protein kinase D6PKL1. Gene Ontology annotation, biological process: protein phosphorylation. Gene Ontology annotation, molecular function: protein serine/threonine kinase activity; ATP binding. The record is from RefSeq and is a predicted model, not a curated record. Gene Ontology annotation, cellular component: cytoplasm; plasma membrane; nucleus. The transcript is spliced from 2 exons. NCBI's taxonomy places the organism in Eukaryota, Viridiplantae, Streptophyta, Magnoliopsida, Rosales, Cannabaceae. The coding region runs from base 94 to 1497 and encodes 467 amino acids.